CUCUCCCCACUGUGGCCGGCUGAGCAAAUGCAGACGCCUGACGCUCCUACGUUUCUGAACAUCAAACUCUUUUUGUGACUCCACUCGCAUUGUCAAUUCUACGUGCAUUUAUACAUAUGUAACAUUAUACCCGUGAAUUACCUCGACAAGCGUAUUUCCUGGAAAGAGUGAAUUGCGAACGAAUCCCCGAGUCUCCAACACAUGUCAGUGCUGUGACUACGCUCCUAGUGUAAACCGUGUAAAUUCAAGUGGACAGAGUCGAACGGAGCACAACUUUUUUUGCGUUGAAGAAAAAAAAUUGAAUAACCUUACAAAUACGACUCUGCGCCGUCUGCCAUAGUGACAAACUCAUUUCCUCUUCCUUUUUCAAAAAAAAAAAAUAUAUAUAUAUAUAUCAGUGGAUAAAUAAUUGUUGCAUCGAUCACCGUUUGCUCUCGUUGCACAAUGACUGUCUGGUGCUGAAUUAGCCUCGUUCCACAGAAUUUCAUGAUUCCAAUGAAGGGAAACAAUUGAUGGAAAUUGGAGAAAAGUAGCGCGAGGGUGUUUAAUCCAAGUGUAUGUGUUGAUAAACAUAAUUUUUAGUGUUGAAAAGGAAGAUAAAUCCCAUUUUUUAACCGCAAAAUGACAAACGAAAUUAAACAGCCAGUUAGCAAUCUGGAAACUGAGUAUCUUGAGCUCAACUCAAAGAAUGCUUGGCCCCUCUUCUAUGAGCAAAUUCGCGACGAAUGUUUCAAAUUUAAUUAUCCGUGCAAUGAAUCGAGAAAGCCAACGAAUAAAAAUCUCAAUCGCUACAGAGAUGUUGCACCUUUUGAUCAUACCAGAGUCAUACUGGAGAGAGGUUCCUGUGAUUACAUCAAUGCUAAUUUCAUCAGGGUGGAUCGUGCACACAGACAUUACAUACUGACUCAGGGGCCUCUACAAAGUACCUCAGGACAUUUCUGGCUGAUGGCAUGGGAAAAACACUCCAGAGCUAUCGUUAUGCUCAAUAAAAUCGUUGAGAAAGAUCACGUUAAAUGCGAUCAGUACUGGCCACUGGGAACUCCGGAUAAUCAGUCAAUGACAUUCUUCGAUGUUAACCUCAAAGUUGAUUUUGUCAGUGAAACGCAUACACAUGAUUAUACGACACGAGUUUUGAAAUUAACUGAUCUAGAUUCUCAAGAGUCCAGGGAGAUUCUGCAUUUUCAUUACACGACGUGGCCGGAUUUCGGAGUUCCAGAGAGUCCAACUGCAUUCUUGCAAUUUCUCAAUGACGUGAGGAGGUCGGGAGCCCUCGAUGAAUAUGUUGGAUCACCGAUUAUACAUUGCUCAGCGGGAAUUGGAAGAUCUGGAACCUUUUGCCUUGUUGAUACUUGUCUGAUGCUGAUCGAAAAGGAUGGACUGAACUCCAUCAACGUUCGAAACAUUCUCGUGGAGAUGAGGCGUUCGAGGGUGGGACUGAUCCAGACCCCAGACCAAUUGAGGUUCUCCUAUGCUGCCAUCAUUGAGGGAUCCAGAGGACUACCAUCCAACAACCUGAAUGGUGCAACGAUCGAGAAUCAUUACGACAUCGUAAACAACAUCCACAACUUGGUGAAUCAGAAUAACGUGGAAGAGGAAGAGGAAGAUGAUGAGCCACCGCCACUGCCACCACCUCGAGGGGAGUCUCUCACCAGGAGCAUUAUGUCGGAUCAACUGGGCAAUGCCUCCACACCCGAGAAUGAAAUUGAGCCUCGCCCGCCGACCAAACCUCUGCCAAUGGAGCCAUCACCGAAAAUAUCAUCAAAUUCACACAACAAUGAGGAGCAUACAUCCAACAGCUCACAUCCGAACAACGAAUUACGUCAUCGUAAUCAAGAGAAAAAAGAACGAUUGGCUACACAGGUGCGGGAUAUGAAACGACGACAGAAAGAGACGGAAGACUGGCAGAAUUUCAAGAGGUCAUUAUUCAACCCAGUUACAAUAGGAAUAGAUCAAAAAGUGAAACAACGGAGAAGAGCCCUGAUACUGUACACGAGGAGGCAGAAUCGACGAUAUGAAAAUAGACGUAUUUACUUGGGAUAUAGUAAACACGAAACAACAGCAUAUAAAAUUUAUAAAUAAAUUUUUCUCUUACAAUACCAUGAAUUGAUAAUAGUUUGCCUCGUUUUUUCAAUACUUGGUGUAUCCGGGAGAAUAACAAUUGUAUAUUAAUUCAACGAACAUUAUCACCAAUGUUUUUGAUAAAUUUCAAUAAAUGCGCACUAUUUGAUACGAAA
This is a messenger RNA of Diachasmimorpha longicaudata, 2234 nucleotides long. Its product is annotated as tyrosine-protein phosphatase non-receptor type 1-like. The transcript has 6 exons. Lineage: Eukaryota; Metazoa; Arthropoda; Insecta; Hymenoptera; Braconidae. Gene Ontology annotation, molecular function: protein kinase binding; non-membrane spanning protein tyrosine phosphatase activity. Gene Ontology annotation, cellular component: cytoplasm; nucleus. Gene Ontology annotation, biological process: peptidyl-tyrosine dephosphorylation; negative regulation of receptor signaling pathway via JAK-STAT; negative regulation of ERK1 and ERK2 cascade. The record is from RefSeq and is a predicted model, not a curated record. The coding region runs from base 622 to 2079 and encodes 485 amino acids.